Molecule: messenger RNA, 1232 nt
Organism: Durusdinium trenchii
Lineage: Eukaryota; Dinophyceae; Suessiales; Symbiodiniaceae
Source: the annotation of a GenBank genome assembly
CUGUCCUGUUCUUGGGUUUGCUGUGUGUUUGCCUCAUCCGGAGACACCGCCUGAUCAUGCCGUGAGAAGAUGGCUGAAGCUGCCCACAUUGAGGAGGUCCCUCCCCACUUGGAGUGCGCGAUUUGCUGGAAGCUACUUCUCGAGCCGGUGUCCGUGCCAUGCGGCCACACAUUUUGUCAAGGCUGCCUUGCCCAGGCACUUGGAUACAGGAAUGUUUGCUCUGUAUGCCGGGCACCAGUUCCUCCUGGACAAGCUGUCAAUGUGCUAAUUCGUAGCAUGAUUGCGGAGCAGUACCCUCGAGCAUUGGCACACAGGCGGCAGGAACAGCAGGAGGAAUUGCGCGAAGCAGACGACAAUGCUGCGGCUCAGCGCCGGGAAGAGGUUAGAAAUGAUGGCCCCAGUGACGAAGCCCUGAUUUUGCCAAUUCUUAGGAGCGUAAAGUUUGCACUUCCGCACAGCCGUGUGGAGCACGAUACUUCAGGCCAAGAUGAGCUUGUACAGUUUGCUCUUCAAGGUGGUCGUAGAGUUUGUUCUUUGCCAUCCAACGAAGAUUUAGGAGUCUGCAUGAUUAUCGAAGAUUUUCGGCCUGCAACGGAGCGCCAGCACUCCUCUUUUGUGAGAUUAGUCAGCAAAUUUCGGGUGCGGCUCAUCGAGCCGCCGCAGUUGCAUGAGGAUGGCUUUGAAAUUGGUCGAUUUGAGGCUAUGUUUGAUACCCCUCUUCCUUUGAAUGACCUGGUGGUAGAGUCUAUUUCAGGAGAAUCGACUGAAGAGGAAACAGCCUCGGCCAUCGGAUACCAGUGCAUUGAGCUCCUGGACCGGCAGCGCGGAAUGCUGGGGCCUGGAGCGCUUUAUGCUUUUGCUGAACAAUGUGGUGAGAUUCCUGCAGCUUUUCGGAGAAGGCCUGGGACACUAACAUCUGCAGACCUGGAGCAACUUUCCUUCUGGCUGCUUGGAGCUAUUGUCAUGGACGAGCCGGGAAGGAAGCGACUGCUGCACUCUACUGACACACGAGACCGCUUGGCUGCCUGCCAGAGAAAGAUGCAGGCAGCUGGCCCUCGAUGUGUUCUGAAUCUUCCAGGUGCAGACUCCUGGAUGCAUCCAGGGCAGUCAUCAUGGACCAGUAUUGUCCUUCUUUUGGUAGUGUUUGGCCUGCUCGUGGCGAAGGCUUGCGGCCUAUUUGACCAAGCAUUUGGUAGGCAGAGAUCACUACCAUUGCGUUUCGGCUGACAAUG